AUGAGGAAAUACUACCCCUCCGGCGAGAGCUCUACCGGCUCCACCGGAAACAUUACUUGUAAGCUAACAUUCCCCUGGCCACCCUAAUCUAAUCGGAACUGCAUUAUUCAGCGCAAGACCGUAUGCUCAAAAUUGUGACCGAAAUGCGUUCUGGACACGGAUCUGGCAUGUUGCCGUUCACCCAGAACGCCGCCUCGACCAUCCGUGACUCUCGCGAACGUGAGAAGAAAGAGAUGAGCGACUUGAACAAUCGACUCGCUAGUUACAUCGAAAAGGUGUGACGAGAAGGAGGAAAAAUCACACCCAAUGACGCACUUUUUCAGGUCCGUUUCCUCGCAGCUCAGAAUCGAAAGUUGGCCGACGAUUCAAAAUAUGAAACAGCAUUUUUAAAGCACUAA
Messenger RNA from Caenorhabditis sp. 36 PRJEB53466, 398 nucleotides. NCBI's taxonomy places the organism in Eukaryota, Metazoa, Nematoda, Chromadorea, Rhabditida, Rhabditidae. The record is from the annotation of a GenBank genome assembly.